AUGCCGAUUACAUCUCACCGAAAAGAUAGUCAGAAGAGAGUAAAUCAUCAACGACAAAAUCAUGAUUCCGAUGAAUACUUUGAUUAUCGAUACUACAAAUCACCAUCGACGAAUGCAAGUUAUGAAUAUGAAGAUCAAUAUUAUCAAACACGUACAACAAAUAAUUUCACUCCAAUGCGGCGAACCGUAAUGAGGAAUGAUCAGUAUUUUGUGAUUCGAACAAUGUCUUAA
Adineta ricciae is the source of this 231-nucleotide messenger RNA. Lineage: Eukaryota; Metazoa; Rotifera; Eurotatoria; Adinetida; Adinetidae. The record is from the annotation of a GenBank genome assembly.